Messenger RNA from Populus nigra (black poplar), 876 nucleotides. RefSeq lists its product as uncharacterized. Gene Ontology annotation, molecular function: acyltransferase activity, transferring groups other than amino-acyl groups. The transcript is spliced from 4 exons. The record is from RefSeq and is a predicted model, not a curated record. Lineage: Eukaryota; Viridiplantae; Streptophyta; Magnoliopsida; Malpighiales; Salicaceae. Bases 16 to 687 code for a protein of 223 amino acids.
CACUUAUCUUAUUAAAUGGUGAAGAUGAUAGAGCCCACAUAUUCCUAUAUUAGUAGUGGUGGGGUCUACUUCUCAUUGUUGCAGACUGGUCGUGGUUUCAAUGGUGGUAUGGUUAAUUCAUUAUUGAUGAAGGUGUUAGGGUAUGACCUCCCGUCUGUCAAGGAUGUGCUGCAUUAUAGGAUACGUGCCCAGAUCACAGAUCGUGAUGAUCAAGUGACUCGAUUCACCCGGUGGAACACUUUCAGCUGCAAGGAAGAAGCCCUCGUUUACAUCAAGGACUUCUGCAUUCCUCAUCCAUACUGCAGGUCUAUAUGUGUAAAUGAUCGUUCAAUUGGAUUUGUGUUUAUCAGACAAGAAUCUGGGGAUGACAAAUGCAGGGCAGAACUCGGAUAUGCUAUAGCCGCUAAGUAUUGGGGGCAAGGUGUAACAACUAGAGCGUUGAAGAUGGCAAUCUCUGAUGGGCUCGGGUCAUUUCCUGAUUUGGUUAGGCUUCAAGCUAGGGUUGAUGUGGAGAACAAAGCCUCUCAAAGGGUUUUGGAAAAACUGGGUUUCCUCAAGGAAGGGGUGCUGCGAAAGUAUACGUAUAACAAAGCUUGCUUUUACAUCCAUUGUUGGACUUCUAUCAUGCUUGCUUUCGGUCAACAUGCUUGCUUUGCAAUUUCUUCAGACCUCAAAUUUCUUUGUUAAUCUUUUGUUGUUCCCAAUAUGAAGCCAAGUGACCAAACGGGAUGAGCAAAGGGAGAUAACCAAUCCCAACAGUGUCAUUUAAUUUUUAGAGACGGCACCUAACGCCACUGCAAGGGCCAUGGAUUUGUUAUUUAAUUAAUCGAAGCACAUAAAUAAUACCUUCCCGGCCGUUCUCACUGUUUGUAUCAA